AUGGAAAAUGGAGUUAUUACUGACCCGCAGAUCAAUGCAUCGUCCAUGCAUAAUUAUAAGCAUGGCUCGCAAAAUGCAAGGUUACAUUUCAAGGGAGACCCGUUGACGCAUGUAUCUGCUGGCUGGGCAGCUCGUCUGCUAGACACCAAACAAUGGCUGCAAGUAGAUCUUCAGCAUAUCACAAGGGUAAUAGGCAUAGCGACGCAAGGGAGACAUGAUUUAGAUCAGUGGGUUACUGAAUACAAGCUACAAUACGGCGACGAUGGACAAACUUACAGUGUCUACAGUCGAAGCGGGGACACAUCAGAAACGGUAUGAAUACUAAUGACUUUUUGAACAAAAUGUUCUCUUUUCUUCUUGCUGGGAGGGUGAGACAACGAAAAAAAAUCAAGAGUCCCAAAGAGCAAUAGAACCUGAGACAUUAGAAUAUUUCACUUCAAUGCACUGACGCUACGCCACAACCACCUCACAAGCAGCUGGACUAUUACGAGGUCCAUCAUAUGUUCAAAUAUGAGCUUUUCUUUUUUGCUUUUGGUGGGUCUGGACGUAAUCGAGUAGUAGAAAUAAGUGAGAACAAAGUGUAUUAGUUUAUAUCUAUAUUUAUGUUUGAUUGCUGAGGAACAUGUAGAAAAGCAUCAACUAAGGUUCUAGGUUUAGAGUUACCGCUCCUGUAUAAUGCAUACAUUCGUCAAUUUUACAUUCCUUAUUAUUCUACUCAGGUUUUCCCAGGAAACACUGACAGGAACACAAUUGUGUAUCACGAUCUUAACCCGGUCAUUGAUGCUCGCUUCGUUCGAGUUCUUCCGAUGGAAUGGUUUGGCCAUAUCGGAAUGAGAAUGGAACUGUACUCUUACUCUUGUCAA
Molecule: messenger RNA, 863 nt
Organism: Pocillopora meandrina
Lineage: Eukaryota; Metazoa; Cnidaria; Anthozoa; Scleractinia; Pocilloporidae
Source: the annotation of a GenBank genome assembly